GAGGGAGAAAGCAGAGGAGGGAGAGAGAUGGAGGGAGAAAGCAGAGGAGAGGGAGAGAGAAAAUGAGAGACUGAGUCAGAGGCUCACUGAAAAAGAGAAGAAUAACAGUGAACAAGUAAAGGCUGUGAAAAGAGAGAGUGACAAGAUAGCAGAACAACUGAAAAAGGAGGAGGUAGAUGGAAGGAAGAGAUUAGAGAAUAUAGAGGAACUGAAAACUAGAAUGAUCUCACUGGUGGAAGAAAGAGACAAUCUGGAGGCAGAACUGAAGAAAACUGAACUAUUGGAGAACAAAAGGUUUGCCGCGGAGAGAGAGAACUCACAGCUCAGAGAGAGGGAGAGAGAAAGAUACCAGGAGGAGAGUCUGAGAAAGAGGAGGAAGGAGUCGGAGGGAAGGGAGCGAGAGGAGAGACUGAGAGGAAAGCUGGAGCUGAGAGAAGGAGAGGUUGAGGUCUUGAGAGUGAAGUUGAUUGUCUUAGAAGAAGAGAGGGAUGAGGUGAAGAGAGAGCAGCAGACACUAGAGGGGAAGAUGGAGAGACAGAUGGCUCAGCUGAGGGAAAGAGAAGAGGAGGUAGAGAAACUGAGGGAGGAGGAAGAGAAGGCCGGGGCUAUGCUACAGCAGAGCGAGGAAGAGUUGAGAAAUCUGAAAGACAGAAUGCACCAGUCAGAGCUCUCAGAGAAACACGUCUCAGACCUUCUGAUAGAGACGGAGUCUUUACUAGAGACCGAGAGGAGUCAGAGCAGAGACAGGGAUAAAGCACUGCACCUGGCCAAGGAGGAGAGGGAGAGAGAAUGGGCACAGGAAACAGAGCAGCACAACUUGAGACUGGAAGAGGAGGUGAAGAAAUGGAAAGAAAGAGUGGAGGAACGGAUAAAAGAAGUAGCAAGGCUCUCACAGCUCCUGAAGGAGAGAGAGGAGGAGGACUUUAGAGUGAAAGCGGUAGAGAGCAGUGGAGAAAGACAGAGACAGAAGGAGGAACUGAAAAGGAGUGAGGAGGAGAGGGAGAGACAGGAGGAUGUUUUGAGGAGGAACAAGGAGGAGAGGGAAUGGUUGGGUGCCCAGCUGAAAGAGGAGCAGACGGAGGGAGAGAGACUGAGGUCCAGACUAGAGGAGGUGCAGAGAGGACAACGCCUCCUGCAGGAGGAUAGAGGAUGUCGCGUAGAGAGGCUGGGGGCUCAGGUUAAAGCCCUGGAGGAGGAGAGAGACCACCUCUUAGCUGAGAUCAGGAAGAAGGAGAGAGAGGCUGGGAUCCUGAAGGAUGAGACUCACAGAGAGAGGAGAGAGAAGGAGAGGACUGGCUCCUCACUGAGAAGGAUGGAGGAGGAGUUGAAGGAGAGCAGGGAGGCGCUGGCCCUCCGUCUGGCCACCCUGAAGGAGCAGGGAGCAGAGAUGACCAGGAGCAGGGAGAGAAGCAGGAAGGAGGUGCAGGAGAAGGAGGGGGACAACCAGAAGAUGAGAGAGGGGCUGAAGACAGCCAUGCAGGAGAUGGCUACCUUGAACCAGCUGCUGGAGGAGAGCCACAGGGAGGGGGAGAGGCUAAGGAGCCUCCUGCAGGAGAGGAAAGAGGAGAUGGUGAAGAGCAGGGAGGAGAGCCUGCGUGCUGCCCGGGGGGAGGUGGAGGAGCUGCGAGGGAGGACCAGGGCUGUGGAGCAAGAGAAAAGGGAGGUGGAGAGAAAGCUCAGAGACAGAGAGGAGGAGAUGGAGGAGGUAGUGAGAGAGAAGGACAGGAGACAGAAGGAGAUGGAGGAGGUGUUGGUAGAGAAGGAGGCUGAGCUGACCACCACCAGGGCUAGACUGGAUGUCCUGGAGGAACAGAGGACAGAGCUCAGAUGUCUGGCUGCUGAGACGGCAGUUACACAGCUCAGAGAGAGAAUCAGAGUGGUGGAGGGAGAGAUGGAGGGAGUGAGAGAAGAGAAGAAGAGCGAGAUCGAGAGGCUUCAGCGGAAGAUGGAGACGUUGAGACAGGAAGAGGAGGAGAGGAGGGAGAGUCUGAAACUAAGGGAGCAGGAGAGCCUGAGGCGUGUAGAGUUAGUCACGGACAUGCUGAGAGAGAGGGAGACGGAGCUGGAGAGGGUGAGAGAGAAAGCUUACAGAGAGGAGAAAAAUAAACUGGAGGAGAGAAAGAGAGACACAGAGGAAGUGAAACUGCAGAGUCUGGAGAAAGAAGAGACAGAUGAACAGAGGAGACUGAGAGAGCCUGGGGAACAAAGGGAGGCGACAGACCAGAAGAGAGGAGAAAGAAGUCGGGAGGGUCCAGGAAGAGAGGUCUGGCUUCAGGACGAGGUAGAUACUCUGAGGAAGAGAGUGUCCUCCCAGCUCCUGGACACAGAGGAAAGGGAGAGACUGUUGAGACAGAGAGAAGAGGAGGGCCAGGAGAGUCUUAGACUGUUGAGACAGAGGGAGACAGAGCUUUACACCCUGAGAGAGAGAGUAGAGGAACUCGGUAAGGACAGAGACCGUGUCACAGCUGCCCUGGAGAAGACUGAGGCUACCAUGAUUGGCUACCGGGACAGAGCCCACCAACAGGAGCAAAGCAGAGGGGCGGGAUCUGAGAGGGCCGUGGCCCAGAUAGAGAUAGACCCCCUGGUCCAGGAACGUCUGUCUGUCCUGCAGAGGGCCGUGGCCCAGCUGGAGAUAGACCAUAGACGGCUACAGAGGAGGAAUACACAACUGGAACAACGCACUGACAGACUGAAGACUGAGAGGAAACACCUCAGAGAGAUGCUGACACAGACGGAGAGAGAAUCAUCACGUGAUGAGUUGUCCUCCAGCGGCCUCAGAGACAGAGCUCAGGAGUCCAGGGGCUUGGUUGGUCUGGAAACAGAGGAGUUGGGACUCCUUAGGACCAAGGUGAAGGAGCUAGAGGACCAGGUACACUACCUACAGCUGACACUCGUCCUCGACCACCGGGAGAGGGUGGAGUUUAUCCAACACUCCUCCAGGAACAACCAAUGGCUGGUGUCUCUUCGCCAAGACUUGACUGAUUCUCUGGUGUUGGUCUCGCAGCAACCAAUCCCCUCUGUGCUAGAGUCAGAGACACACCGAUUGGAUAGGAGUGUCAUGGAGGAGGAGAUGAGAUUGUCUCUCAGUCAGAGUUGAAGAUGAAGCACAGUAUGUUUGCCUCCGAAAUGGCACCCUAUUGUCUUCCAGGGCUCUGGUCAAAAGUAGUGCACUAUAUCUGGAAUAGGGUGCCAUUUGGGUCUAAAGUAGUGCACUAUAUCUGGAAUAGGGUGCCAUUUGGGACCUGCCCUAUGUAUACUGAACAAAGAUAUAAACACAGCAUGCACUAUUCCAGAUAUCAAUAGUACUGAGUUCCACUUCAUAUUAACUCAAUUGAAAUAAAUUCAUUAGGCCCUAAUCUAUGGAUUUAACAUGACUGGGCAGGGGCACAGUCCAUGGGUGGGCCUGGGAGGGCAUAGGCCCAACUAAUCAGAAUGAGUUUUUCCCCACAAAAGGGCUUUAUUACAGACAGAAAUACUCCUCCGCUUCAUCAGCUGUCUGGGUGGCUGGUCUCAGACGAUUUUGCAGGUGAAGAAGCCGGAUGUGGACCUCCUGGGCUGGCCUGGUUACACGUGGUCUGCGGUUGUGAGGCUGGCUGGACGUAUCGCCAUAUUCUCUAAAAGGACAUUGGAGGUGGCUUAUGGUAGAGAAAUUAACAUUCAAUUAUCUGGCAACAGCUCUGGUGGACAUUCCUGCUGUCAGCAUUCCAAUUGCACCCUCCUUCAAAACCUGAGACAUCUGUGGCAUUGUGUUGUGUGACAAAACUGCACAUUUUAGAGUGGCCUUUUAUUGUUCCUAGCACAAGGUGCACCUGUGUAAUGCUCAUGCUGUUAAAUCAUCUUCUUGAUAUGCCACACCUGUCGGGGAUGGAUUAUCUUGGCAAAGAAGAAAUGCUCACUAACAGUGAUGUGCACAAAUUAAUUUACAACUUUAAAUGUUGUGUUUAUAUUUUUGUUCAGUGUAGUUAUCAUAUACCUUUUAUGCGUUUUAAAUCCGAGUUGGGGUCAAUUCACUUUUCAAUGUAGUCAAUUCAGGAAGUGAAUAUUUCCAAUUCAUGAGGAUUUUUCCAAUUCAUGAAAGCCCGAUUCCGACUUAGGACGCCUUUCAUACCCACUUCAGUAGUUGGUAUUCAGACUUAACUUAUGAAGGUGUGUAACGUGCUUUUCUUUUGAGCUCGCUGAAUACAUUUAAUUAAACUGCUGAAAAGCCUCCCACUUGCUGGGCGACAGAU
This is a messenger RNA of Oncorhynchus kisutch (coho salmon), 4229 nucleotides long. Its product is annotated as trichohyalin. The coding region runs from base 221 to 3097 and encodes 958 amino acids. The record is from RefSeq and is a predicted model, not a curated record. NCBI's taxonomy places the organism in Eukaryota, Metazoa, Chordata, Actinopteri, Salmoniformes, Salmonidae. The transcript has 5 exons.